This is a messenger RNA of Cotesia glomerata, 538 nucleotides long. RefSeq lists its product as uncharacterized. Lineage: Eukaryota; Metazoa; Arthropoda; Insecta; Hymenoptera; Braconidae. The record is from RefSeq and is a predicted model, not a curated record. The coding region runs from base 59 to 538 and encodes 159 amino acids. The transcript has 2 exons.
UCUUAUCAAUCUGUCACAAAAAUAAAUCAAUAAAAUUAACAAAAUAAAUUGACAAGCGAUGUCUGAAAAUCCCGAUUCUGUUGCCAAAGAUCUUGUAGAAGUUAUUAUGAUCAACGUUGAUAAUUCAAUACCUUCUCCAGACGAAACAUUGAGUGCCCGAAAUUCAAACACGAGCAUCUCCGAGAUCCUUCAGAAGGUCGCGGAAAUGGCGGAGGGUCUCUGCACUGAUCUGGAGGGCGUACAGAUCGGAGAUUACGUGGUCUCGAUGUACAAGUCCCCUUUGGAGAUCCAGGUGAAGCAAGCUAUCGAGAACUUUAAGACAGAGGCCGCUAAAGGGGUCAUCAAGGGCCAAGGAGAUGGAGUGGAGAACAUUCCGCUGCCCGCGGAAAAUUUACCGACUCCAGCGAGUCCAAUUGCUCCAGAAGGCCCAAGUGCAGUUGAGGGCGACAUGAGUACCCUUAAAAGGAAGAAAAAUUUGUCCCUCGCUCGGAGAGUUUGGAGGAGCUUGCGGUUCACUUUCAGCCGGCGUAAAAAUUAA